This is a messenger RNA of Rhododendron vialii, 2021 nucleotides long. RefSeq names its product cyclic dof factor 2-like. Lineage: Eukaryota; Viridiplantae; Streptophyta; Magnoliopsida; Ericales; Ericaceae. Gene Ontology annotation, biological process: regulation of DNA-templated transcription. Bases 235 to 1362 code for a protein of 375 amino acids. The transcript is spliced from 2 exons. Gene Ontology annotation, molecular function: DNA binding; DNA-binding transcription factor activity. The record is from RefSeq and is a predicted model, not a curated record.
UCCUUCCUUCACGCCCUUCGUGCGUUCUCUUUUCGAGUCCUUUUUGCGAAGGACUUUUUGCUUCAGGGUCCCAAAACCUGUGUCGUUUAUUGUCCCCAACAGGCAACAGCUUUCUCACUCUUCACAUUCGAAAGGGUUUUUCUCCUUCUGGGUUUUCAAGAUUCUUCCAUAACUUCUCUCUCAUCUCUUACAUUUCCAUGUGUUUUCGGAUAACUACAUCUCAUAAAGGGAAAAAUGAACGGCGCAGAUGCGUCUGAGACCAAAGAUCCAGCCAUCAAGCUCUUCGGAAAGACUAUUCCGGUGCCGGAAUAUCGUAUUCCGGCGAAUUCCGAUGACAAAUCCGAUGUGGGUUUUCAGAUUCCUUUCAAGUCCGAAGCCAUGAACUUGUGCCGUGUAAUACUGAAAACUGAAACCAUGGAUGAUCAUUUGGAAAAGUCUGGACCUCAACGCAACUCUGGUAAGGACAAUGACACGCAAUUAACUGGAGAUGGGAGUGGCACGCAAACCAAUCUUAAGCCAAAGGAGGACCCAGCUGAAACUAGCAGCAGCAUAGAAGAAAAGGAGAGAGUCCUCAAGAAACCAGACAAGAUCCUUGUAUGUCCGCGGUGCAAUAGUUUGGAUACUAAAUUCUGCUACUUCAAUAAUUACAAUGUAAAUCAGCCUAGGCACUUCUGUAAGCACUGCCAUAGGUAUUGGACAGCCGGUGGGACCGUGAGAAACGUUCCUCUGGGCGCUGGAAGGAGAAAGAACAAGCAAUUAGCUUCUCAAUAUCGUCGUGAGUCAUUGGUUUUCAAUGAUUUAGUACCAGUAACCAGGGUCGAAAACCUCUCCACUUUUAACAGUGCAACAGUGCUAAGAUUUGCUGGUGAAGGGCAUUUUCGUGAAUCUGCUGGAGGGAAGAGAAGAGAGGACACUCAAUUAUGUGGCUCUUCCGUUACAGCUUCUGAUAUAGUGUUGGAUGAAAAUCAGAUACCUCAAGAAGUGAAGGAACACGAUAGUCAGACUAAUCCCAUGCAUUGUUAUCCUAUUUCUCCUUGGGUUUUGGUUUCUGCACCUGAUGAUGGUAACGAUAACCCAACCCGGUGGAGCCCAACGCCAAUGCUUGCAGUUCCACCGGGCAUUCCUUUAAAUUUUGUUCCUGCAUCAUAUUGGAGUUGCUUCCCAGCCUGGUCCGCAGGAGCUGGGCAUUCGCUAGCUUUAGGAAGGCAUUCAAGGGAUGGAAAUUCAAUGGAUGAGGAGAAGUCAGAGAAGUGUGUUUUAGUUCCUAAAACGCCUCAAAUCAAGGACCCAGACGAUGAUUCUAAGAGUUCAACUGUGACGACAUUAGGCUUUAACUCAAAAACCAGAAAGAAAAUAAAUUGAGAUGUGGUGUUUUCAGACCUUACAAACCGAGUCAAGAAUGCAAGGGCUAUCCAUUGGACACCACAGAGGUGUUAGAAGCCAAUCCUGCAGCUCUUUCUCGUGCCCAUACAUUCCAAGAGAGCACGUAAAAGAAAGCUUGUGAGAUUUCAGUUGCUUGAGGAAUUCAAGGUUAUACUCUGAUUCGUGGAAGAAAAUUUAUUUGGGAAAAUGACAGUCCAAGACGUGUUUUGAUAAUUAAUACCCGCCAAUGACAUGCUGAGAACAUUUGUUAAUGCUGAAAAUGUCAUUGACGGGUAUUAAUUAUCAAAACACGUCUUUGACCGUCAAUUUCCCAAUUUAUUUCUUGGCAACUCAGCAGCUGCAAUGCAUAUCCACAGGUCAUGGAUUCAUUUGUUUAUGUGUGGCAGUCGAUGUGUAGAUAGAAGAGUGUUGUUAGCGGCCUUUUUCGGGUCACUACGUUUCGAGCUAAUAUAUGCAUUUUUCACUUUCAGCAAAGCACAUGAAUUUUUUAUCAUCAUUCUGUGGACAAAUAUCCUGUUGUAUACACCAUUACACCGAUAUUGCAUCUUGUUGUAUACACUGAUAUUGCUGUAUACACCGAUAUGUUCCGAAAUUCUGAAACUAUGGGGGAAAAGGAAAGUGAAAUGAUUUUCGCAUUC